Molecule: messenger RNA, 264 nt
Organism: Danaus chrysippus (African queen)
Lineage: Eukaryota; Metazoa; Arthropoda; Insecta; Lepidoptera; Nymphalidae
Source: the annotation of a GenBank genome assembly
AUGUGCGGCCCUCAGCGCUGGUUUACAAAUAGAAGGCUAGCGAACUACACGUGUGAUAGAUCUGUUGCUAUCAAUACAUUAAUAGUUACACUACCCUCUUCUCAUCGUGAAGGGUUGCCCAAGAAAGCUAUCGGCCCUCCGUUCGCUGACCCCGGCCGGAAGUCACGGCUGAGAGAAGACGACUGCACGCCAUUCGCCACAAGCCACACAGUUGCCACACUUCGCCAAAUAUUACUCUACUCGGAAUACACGAAUAGGUACUAA